Molecule: messenger RNA, 1047 nt
Organism: Schistosoma margrebowiei
Lineage: Eukaryota; Metazoa; Platyhelminthes; Trematoda; Strigeidida; Schistosomatidae
Source: the annotation of a GenBank genome assembly
AUGCAGAAUUUCUCCCAUACAAUAUGGAUGGGUGACCUGGAACCUUACAUGGAUGAAAUGUUUAUUAAACGAGCCUUUGAGACAUCAGGUGAAAAUAUAGUGAGUGUAAAAGUUAUCCGAAACAAGGCGACUGGGCAAACUCUUGGUUAUGGUUUCAUAGAGUUUGCUAACUCAACAUCUGCGAGAGAUGCAAUGCUUAAGUUGAAUGGCAAGCUCAUUCCUGGAGCCCCAACCAGAAGAUUUAAACUUAAUCACGCUAGUUACGGGAAAGAUAGCACUUCUAGUAAUGAAUGUUCGUUAUUUGUUGGUGAACUAACAGAAGAUGUUGAUGAUCUUGCUUUAUUCAAUGCUUUUAAAAAAUAUCCAACAUGCCGCUCAGCUAAAGUUGUGAUGACAAAUGGCAAGUCUCGUGGAUACGGUUUUGUUCGUUUCCUCACUGAAUCUGAUAUGGAUAAAGCGUUGAUUGAAAUGCAAAAUUAUUGUGGUUUAGGCUAUAAACCGAUUCGAGUGAGUCUCGCUAUUCCGAAGCGUUAUAAUGCAGAUGGAAGUUUGGUUGUUACUACAACAGCAUCUGAGACGAGUUCAGUGGUUCCGAGUGGUAUGCCCGAUCCAUUCACUGCUGCAGUUGCGGCUGCUGUAACGGGGAAUUCUGCAGCUCAAGCAGAAUAUUAUCAAGCUUAUCAACAAUACUAUCAACAGUACUAUGCUUCUCAAUAUGCAGCCCAGUUUUAUUCCAGUGAAUCAUCUACAAAUGGCGACUUAGCUAAUUCUGGAAUAACAUCGAUUGCCGGUGGUGGUACGCUUGUAGGCGAUGCUACAGUUCAACAGCAUGCAUUCGUCGAUGCUGCUGCCUCACAUUUAUAUGCUAGAGCACUUCAGCAAGGCACCGGCUCACAUGAAUAUGCCCCAGAGCCACAUGUUUUAUCAUCAGCUUGUGAUCGUCCACGACAUGUAGAUGAUUUAGAUGAAGUGUUCAAUUUUCUAGAAGCAUCACGAUGGCAUGUCACUGAUCCAUCAUUGGGAUUAUUUAUUAAAAUAAGACCAUAA